This is a messenger RNA of Nicotiana tabacum (common tobacco), 1047 nucleotides long. Its product is annotated as 20 kDa chaperonin, chloroplastic-like. Gene Ontology annotation, cellular component: chloroplast; mitochondrion. The record is from RefSeq and is a predicted model, not a curated record. NCBI's taxonomy places the organism in Eukaryota, Viridiplantae, Streptophyta, Magnoliopsida, Solanales, Solanaceae. Gene Ontology annotation, molecular function: protein folding chaperone; ATP binding; protein-folding chaperone binding. Gene Ontology annotation, biological process: positive regulation of superoxide dismutase activity.
UAAAAAUCCCUCUGUUAGAACCUCCUAGGGUUUUGUUAUCCUCAAAAGGCUCUACGAAUUCUAUCUUCAACAGUCUAAAAACACACACCUCAGUCACUCAGUCUGUAGUAGAUAAUACUUCUUUCCCAGUAAAGAAAGCAAUGGCGACAACUCAGUUGACUGCAUCAUCCAUUUCUGCUACAGGUUUUGCUUCCUUUGAAGGGCUUAGGUCAACUAGUAAUGUAAAGGUUGCAUCUUUUGCUCCUUUAAAGCAGAAUAUCAGGUUGUCUCGUGGUCUUGUUGUUAAGGCUGCAACUACUGUAGCCCCUAAGUACACUUCAGUUAAACCUCUCGGUGAUAGAGUUCUAGUGAAGAUAAAGACUGCAGAGGAGAAGAGUGUAGGUGGUAUCUUGCUUCCGACAUCAGCACAAUCAAAGCCACAAGGAGGUGAGAUUGUCGCUGUUGGGGAGGGUCGUUCAAUUGGGAAGACUAAAGUGGAAAUUAGUGUGAAGAAUGGUACCCAAGUGCUGUACUCAAAAUAUGCGGGAACUGAAGUUCUGUUUGAUGGAUCAACGCACCUGAUCCUGAAAGAGGAUGACAUUGUUGGUAUUCUUGAGACCGAUGAUAUCAAGGAUCUGCAGCCCUUGAAUGACAGAAUUUUAAUCAAGGUGGCUGAGGUUGAGGAAAAAACUGCCGGAGGAUUGUUUUUGAGCGAGGCUGCAAAGGAGAAACCUUCAAUUGGCUCGGUAAUCGCUGCUGGACCAGGUCUUCUCGACGAGGAAGGGAACAGGAAAUCACUUUCAGUAUCUCCGGGAAAUACAGUUCUGUAUUCCAAAUAUGCAGGCAAUGACUUCAAAGGUGCAGAUGGUGCCGACUACGUAACACUAAGGGCAUCUGAUGUAAUUGCUGUGCUUUCAUAGAUGAAUUAUAUCACAAGCCAUUCAUUCAUACCUAUUUUCGCGCGGUGUAGUCUAGAGAAGAGAAUGAUGCAACACUUUUGAAUAAACCUUUUGCAAAUUAAUGAUUAAUAUCAAAGUGUAGAAUGCAAUAUUAGAUACUGUUAUUUUA